CAAUGGCGAUCGAAGAAAACAAGACGAGAAUUCAAGACAGAUCUUGGAAGCUUAUUAGCUCUGGAUGCUGUUCGGUUUGAAACUUAAUUGGGAUUAUCUUGCGUUCAAAUCUGUCGCGUCUUUUCGAGUCGCCGAGAAACCUUUGUUUCAAUCGUUACGGACGGCGAGAAGAGGGAAUUCAGGCUCGAUCGUUCUAGAAGGUAUUGGACUGGAAGUGGUUUAUGUUACAGUUGCAUCUCCGCCAGAUAGAAGGGUUACGAGGGACGACAUCGGGCUGGCAUCGUCACCUGCAAGCUCUAAUGCAAGCAUAAAUGCAAGCACGAGCUGCACCGGUGGCUCUGCGUCUUCGUGCUCACACGGUCCUUCGUCCCCUGGCCGAAAUGGUCAACUUUCUAAGCAAGGCUCGUUGACGAUAGUGCGCCGUAGUUCCGGCAAAGGCAAAGCCAGCCGUGCCGGAAGCGGAAGUGGCAGUCUCGAGUGUGCCGCACCGCCUGAAAGCCCCGAAGCUUAUUUGCGAGGUCAAUCCGUUGACCUCGAAGAGGUCCUCGACAAUGUAGACCUCACUACCGACACAUUGCCCGCCGUCGACACACCCGAUGCCUGCGACAAGGCUGCCCUCAGAUUGAGAUGUCUGUUGCGGCAGUUGCAGCGCGGCGAAAUAUCCGCGGAAUUGCUCCAGAGAAAUUUGCAUUACGCCGCGCGCGUCCUCGAAGCCGUCUUCAUCGACGAGACCAAGGUGAGUUCAGGCGGGCCCGAGUGCUCACGAUCGUCGCGUAGGGGGGCGGGCCACGGGACUACACCCCUGGGGGUCGGAUUGGACACGGAUGGAGCACAGGGCCACGUGGUGGCCACCCAGAAACGGAAGCUUCGCACCCCCGUGUGGGCAAGAGAGGCUGAACGUCUGGAGAAGGCCGCCACCUGCCAACCGGGUGUACCCCGUAGGAGACUCGCCGACGAAGAUGACGAACUGUCGGAAGUGCAGCCCGACGCGGUGCCACCGGAAGUGCGCGAGUGGCUCGCGUCUACGUUCACGAGGCAAUUGGCUACGACGCGUCGCAAGGCAGACGAGAAGCCGAAAUUUCGUUCGGUCGCUCAUGCCAUCCGGGCUGGGAUCUUCGUCGACCGGAUAUACAGGCGGGUCACCAAUCCGGCCCUUAUGCAAUUUCCCCAGGAGGUCGUCAAGGUGCUCAAGACGCUCGACGACUGGUCCUUUGAUGUCUUCUCUCUGAACGAUGCUGCUCAUGGCGCGCCAGUCAAGUACCUGGGGUAUGAUCUCCUUAAUCGAUACGGGAUGAUUCACAAAUUUAAAGUACCUCCGACAGUUCUCGAAAGCUUCCUCGGAAGGGUCGAAGAGGGAUACUGCAGGCACCGAAACCCAUAUCACAACAACCUUCAUGCAGCUGACGUAGCCCAAACUAUGCAUUACGUACUGUGUCAGACAGGUUUGAUGAACUGGCUGACGGACCUCGAGAUAUUUGCUACCCUAGUGGCAGCCAUCAUCCACGACUACGAGCACACUGGAACCACCAACAAUUUCCACGUGAUGUCCGGAAGUGACACGGCUCUCCUCUACAACGACCGGGCGGUCCUGGAAAAUCAUCAUAUUUCAGCCAGUUUCCGAAUCUUACGGGAGGAAGAAUGCAACAUAUUGCAGAAUUUAUCCAGGGAGGAAUUCCGGGAGUUUCGCUCUUUGGUAAUAGACAUGGUCCUGGCAACCGAUAUGAGCUUCCACUUUCAACAGUUGAAGAACAUGAAAAAUCUUUUGAGUCUUGCCGAGCCCAGUGUCGACAAGAGUAAAGCUGUCAGUCUCGUUCUUCACUGUUGUGACAUUUCGCAUCCUGCCAAGAGAUGGGAUCUUCAUAAUAGAUGGACAAUGCAGCUGCUCGAGGAGUUCUUCAGACAAGGCGACAAGGAGAGAGCACUAGGACUGCCAUUUUCUCCUUUGUGCGACAGAAACAAUACACUUGUGGCUGAGUCGCAAAUUGGAUUUAUCGAGUUCAUCGUUGAGCCCAGUAUGCAGGUUUGCAGCGAUAUGCUGGAAACUGUUUUAGCACCGUUGAACGUCAAAGAGGAAGCUGAAGAUCCUAGCAAUGGUGCCGCAGCCAAUGACAGACGCUUCAAGAUCAAUAAACCGUGGAUUCAGUGUCUUGCGGAGAACAAGAAGAUAUGGAAGGAACAAGCGGCAAAUGAUGCUGAAGCUCGGGCACAGAGGGAACAAGAACAAAAAACUGGAGAAGAUCAGAAGGAAGACGGAGGAGCAGAAGCAACGUCCGAGGAAUAAAUAUUAAUUGCGAUAAUGGAAAGGCUAGAAGUUAGUCUUAAGGUUUAAAAGUUGUAUAUAUAAUGGUUAUUUGCUAUACAUAUAGACUGAGGAUAAACGCAUACUCGACUUUACUUCAUAAAUUGCACAACAGUGCACUCCGUAUGUGUGAACGUGCCCAUUCGCUGCAAAAUGCUUUUAUUGGCCAAUCGCGAAUCUUUUUACUGUGUAUGGUUCCAACAUUCUUGAUGUAUUGUGAACAAUACGUGAUUACUGUAUUAAAGGGAUUUGUCUAAAUUAAUAAUAUAAAAUGUACUACGAUUUUGAGUAUUUGUUGUGCUAAUUGCUGUGGCACCUUCGGGAACAUUAUUUUUUAUGAAAUCAAACAAAGAUAUAUCGACAAUAUAUUCUUUGAGCUAUUUAAAAAAAGAAAAUCACUACUGUUACCUGAUGGUAGUAAACGCAAUUGGCCUUCGUGAACUAUAGUUGUUGUCCGAUAUAAGAUUAUUAUAUUAUCAUACUCUUAUCAGUACAAUGGGAAGGAUUACCUGGAUCAUAAGUUUCAUUGUAUUUAAUACUUGACUCACCAAUAUAUCAAUAUAGAUAACGUUCCAAUCAGCUAGAGGAAGUUUUUUUACUGUCUGUCAAUUCUUGUUUUCAUGACGAGAAUCAAAUAUCGAACGAUAACUGUACAAGCAAUCUAAUCUAAUAAUGAUAAAAUAAUGGAAAAAUUCUAUUGACGAACAAACGAUGGUCGCUCAACGAUGGUCAAGUUUAAGGUAAAAAGUAACUUUGUAGCUGUACCGAUGUAUUAAGGCUUUUUGCAGCAUGGGAACCGUACUAGUUGACAGUAAGCGUGACAAAGUAAAGUAUUAAAAAAAAUAUUGCAAUUACCAACCGUAUUAUAUUAAGUGCUCGCAGAAUUCUUUUUUAAAAAACUCCAGCUGGUCUGGUUUAAGGUAAAAUUGCGUGAAUAUGUCGGGGAAUGUGCAAAAAAUAUUAAUAGAGGUUCAAAAAGCGGCACGCUUAUUUCGUAAAUAGGUCAUACAUUUAAACAAUACGAAACAGAAAGAAAUUACUAAUUUCUCAAUAAAAUCUUUGUACAUAUUUACACGCGUAACCUGUACCAACUCAUCGAGUGGUAAAUUCGCUACAAGAAUGACAAAGAAAAAGUAAUCUUAAAAAAAUGGCAAAUUGUGUAUUCAGUAAUGUUUAUUCAAUAUGGUUCUAUGUUCCGUGUGUAAAUAUGAAUGAUAAAAUUAUUUUCGAAAAAGAAUCCGACGUUGAUUCAUGGCAAGUAGAAUUUUCUUAUGUGUCCUUUUUUUUGUUGGAUUUACAUUUACGUCCAUUGAGAUCAAGUAUCAGCAACUAGUAACGGCAAGUAGAUCACGAGUAAAGUAGGCGCAUUAAUUUUGCAGUCAGCAGGCACGUGUGGGGAAUUUGUCUGUCACAUGUAAAAUUUACAUAACUGUAACGCGUGACAAAAAUAAAUAAGACGUAAUUCGAUUACCGCGCAAUUACGUGAAAUCAUUGUUAUAAACAGUGAGCGAAAAGAUAAAUGAUAAUUUGCAAUAGCGCGAAUUAACAUAAUAUUACUGGCAUAGUCAUUAAAUAAUCAUAAUUGAAGUAUUAUAAUAUCGUAAGUACAUACGUAGGUUAAUUAUCGGGACUCCGAGGUAAAACGAAUCCGCCCUCUUUUUUCUUCUGUCCAGUAAUAAAAAAUAUUAAAAAGUUAUUGAAGUUUAUGAGUAUUAAAUUUUUUUCUUUAAUUCACGCAGUGUCAAUUCCAAAUCAUAUUUAUGAUAAUUAUGUAAAAUAAUAAUAUUUUACAAAUAUUAACGAUAUUGAACGAUCCACUGUCCGAUCUAUAUUUACCUGAAAACGAUAUUAUCGAUACAAAGCGUGAAAACUCAAAGAAUAAAAUUUAUAAUGUACCUGAUUUAAGCACGUCGAUGAUAAUCCACAUUGAACGAUGGAAUAUUCGCGAUGAAAAUAUUCACCCUCUACGUUUUACCUCCGAGUAUGCGAUAUCAUAGGUAAACAAGGUAUAAUAUAUUCGUCCGACAUUCGCGCACUUUGCAAUUUUUUUUUUUCCUUUUAAGUCUUCAUUAUUUAUUCACCCACGCCACUAUUAGCAUAGUCGUUAAAUGUGCUGUUUUUAUAUAUAACAUCCAAGCCUUCUAAUAGCUAUUAACGCAAAAACCAUGCUUAACGUCUAGUCGCGUGACAGUGUUAUCCAUCAUCAAAGAAACAAUAAGUAACAAUACUGAAAUUCCAGCAAUAUACACAAAUCAAUAGAGAACAAUUAAGUAACAUUCGUCCCGACGCAAACAUAAUUAUAUCCGAAUCUAAGAAUAAUUUUAAAAUGAGUGUCAGUGUGAAAAAAAUUCAGUUCCAAAUUUGAGUAGCCACGUGUAACACUGUCACCGACAAAAGCAACGAAACCGUUGGACACUCAUUGUGCCAGAAUUUUGAAAAUGCCAAUAACGUAAAAAUUCAAAGACUAUUGUACUAUGGUCAAUGUAUUAAAAUUGCCAGUGUAACUUAUUAUAUGAAAACAAAGUAGAGAAAGAACAAUGGCAAAAUGCGUGUCUCACGUGCUCGUACUGAACAAUUAAGAUUACGCUCUCGGUGUGUUUGAUGUUUGAAGGCUUGACAAUUAUGAUUGAACUUUUAAGGAGCUUAUCAAGAAAAGCUCCUAAACUGACCGGGAUGAUAGCUUUAUUACUUAGGCAUUCGCCGAGGCUCCCGGCACCCCUGCAAGGCGCAAUGGCCUUGGGGGAACCUUAAUUAAAAGGUACAAGCUAAGAUUUUCUUUGUACUUACAUAAUACCGUAUACCAAGCAAGACAUCUGUCCCUUGUUUGAGAUUAUUCCUACAUAUUAUUUUUCCCGGAACGAGAUUCAGCGAGAUUAUUCAUCCAAUAUACUAAUUAAGCUUAGAAGUGGCAGUGAAAAAAGCCAGCAAGUGAGAGAGAAGAGAAAGAGAAAGAGAGAAAGAGAGUGUACUCGUUUAAUUAACUGGAUAA
Cephus cinctus (wheat stem sawfly) is the source of this 5288-nucleotide messenger RNA. Its product is annotated as calcium/calmodulin-dependent 3',5'-cyclic nucleotide phosphodiesterase 1. The coding region runs from base 65 to 2281 and encodes 738 amino acids. The transcript is spliced from 13 exons. The record is from RefSeq and is a predicted model, not a curated record. Gene Ontology annotation, biological process: signal transduction. Lineage: Eukaryota; Metazoa; Arthropoda; Insecta; Hymenoptera; Cephidae. Gene Ontology annotation, molecular function: 3',5'-cyclic-AMP phosphodiesterase activity.